AUGCUGUCCUAUAUAUCUGCUGCUUUUCAGUCCCCGUCGCCGGACGAAGGCGUGCAGCAGCGACGGCCACGGUAUGCCGGCGAAGAUACCACCCCAACGAGUCGCCGGGAAAUCCUGGGAUGGUACUCAUACGGAAUUGCAGCUGAAGUGUUCGCAGUCUGCGGCGUAGGUUCUUUCCUACCCCUCACCUUGGAACAAUUAGCCCGGGAGCGCGGCACCCUACAAACGAGCCGCCUUCCCUGCGUCGGACCAUCAAUAGGGAACAGCACGAAUAAUGCUGAGCAUGGCCAAUGUGUGGUCCCCGUCUUCGGCCUCGAGAUCAACACAGCUAGCUUCGCCAUGUACACUUUCUCACUGGCCGUACUUAUCCAGGCGCUAACACUGAUAUCAUUCAGCGCGCUGGCAGAUUAUGAAAACAACCGCAAGACAUUGCUUAUGGUCUUCGGAUUCACCGGUGCGCUCGCCAGCAUGUUGUUCAUAUUCAUUGCGCCGCCUGCGUUCAUUCUGGGAUCCGUCUUGGUCGUCGUUGGUGUGACCUGUCUCGGUUCUUCCUUUGUUGUGCUGAACUCUUACCUCCCUGUGCUUGUCGCUAACGACCCAUCCCUGCGAAAGAAGAUGGAUGGCAGCGCGGAAAUGUCGAGCUUCGACCGAGACGGAGAUACCUCGGAUUGGAACGAUUGGGGUAACGAUGGUGCCGACGAUGACAGUUUAGAUGAACUCCAGCCAUCAGGCCAGGCACAGAGCUCCCUCGAAGGUGGAACAGGAGCCAAAGCCCCCUCGUCCUCCCCGGAGCUGCAACUGUCGACCAAAAUCUCCUCCCGGGGGAUUGGUCUUGGAUAUUUUGCAGCACUUUUUGUGCAAAUCAUCAGCAUUAUCACGCUCAUCACAUUGUCCAAGACCUCCCUUGCCAAAGCGUCUUCCACUCUUCCCAUGCGGUUCGUAUUGCUCCUGGUUGGACUUUGGUGGGGCGCAUUCACCUUGGUCACUCGUAAUUUGCUGAAAACACGACCGGGUCCACGCCUGGACACUGUCUCCACCAAGGGAACCGGAAGAUGGCGGGCCUGGCUACGACUGGUCGGAUUUGCGUGGAAAUCCCUGUGGGAGACCGUCAAAGUAGCCAGCAAACUGCGCGAAGUCCUGAUCUUCCUCGUAGCAUGGUUCCUACUCUCUGAUGCAAUGGCCACUGUGUCGGGAACAGCGAUCCUAUUCGCGCGCACGGAACUCCAACUGAGCACGCCGCUCAUUGGGCUUCUCUCCAUCACCGCCACCGUGUCCGGCAUGACGGGCGCAUUCUUAUGGCCACAUGUGUCUCGAUACUUUGGCUUUCAGCCGAACCAGACCAUCAUCCUGUGCAUUGUCCUUUUUGAGUUAAUCCCCUUGUAUGGGUUGCUGGCUUACAUCCCCUUCAUCAGAAACUGGGGCGUGAUCGGGUUACAACAGCCGUGGGAGAUUUUCCCGCUAGCCAUCGUGCACGGAGUCGUUUCUGGGGGACUGGCAUCCUACUGCCGAUCAUUCUUUGGACUCUUAAUUCCGCCCGGGAGUGAGGCUGCGUUUUACGCUCUUUACGCUGCUACUGAUAAGGGAAGUUCAUUUAUUGGACCCGCUAUUGUGGGGGUUCUUGUAGAUGCGACCGGUCAGGUGCGGAGUGGAUUUUUUUUCAUCGCGGUGCUCAUCAUUUUACCUAUUCCGCUUGUGUGGAUGGUGAAUGCGGACAAGGGCCGACGUGAAGGUUUGGCUAUGGCUGAGACGGACAAGUCACAUGGUGGGCCUGCUGAGUACGAGGAAGCCGAAGGGCUAUUAGCCCGGUAG
Penicillium digitatum Pd1 is the source of this 1809-nucleotide messenger RNA. The record is from RefSeq and is a predicted model, not a curated record. Lineage: Eukaryota; Fungi; Ascomycota; Eurotiomycetes; Eurotiales; Aspergillaceae.